Odontomachus brunneus is the source of this 4348-nucleotide messenger RNA. RefSeq names its product elongation factor-like GTPase 1. NCBI's taxonomy places the organism in Eukaryota, Metazoa, Arthropoda, Insecta, Hymenoptera, Formicidae. The transcript has 5 exons. Gene Ontology annotation, biological process: cytosolic ribosome assembly. Gene Ontology annotation, cellular component: cytosol; ribonucleoprotein complex. Gene Ontology annotation, molecular function: GTPase activity; ribosome binding; GTP binding. The coding region runs from base 1 to 3153 and encodes 1050 amino acids. The record is from RefSeq and is a predicted model, not a curated record.
AUGCGUCACAUCGGUAUAGAGAAACUGAGUGCGAUACAAAGUAAUGUAGCGCACAUCAGGAACAUAUGUAUACUGGCACAUGUAGACCAUGGGAAGACUACUCUGGCAGAUUCUCUAGUCGCGAGCAAUGGCAUUAUCUCGACCAAACUGGCUGGCAAGCUUCGUUACUUGGACAGCAGACCAGAUGAGCAGCUGCGUGGCAUUACGAUGAAGUCCAGUUCCAUAACGCUGUAUCAUAUAUACAAGGAGUUGGAGUAUGUGGUGAAUUUAAUCGACUGUCCAGGCCACGUAGACUUUUCAUCUGAGGUUUCCACAGCUGUAAGACUCUCUGAUGGUGCAUUCAUCGUGGUUGACGUAGUGGAAGGCGUAUGUUCCCAGACACGUAGUGUCCUGUCUGUAUCUUACAUGGAGGGCCUAAAGCCCAUCUUGAUACUCAACAAGAUCGACAGAUUGAUCACGGAGAUGAAGCUGUGCCCGUUGGACGCCUAUAUCCGUCUGAUGCAGAUUCUUGAGCAGGUGAAUGCAGUUAUGGGCGAGAUAUUCGCCAGCGACAUAAUGGAGCGUGAGGAGCGACAGGAGACGAUCCCAACCGCGAGCAAGACGAACAAGAGGAACCUGACUGACUGGCAGUCAGGGUUGGAGGAGAUCGACGAUUCCAGCCUGUACUUCUCUCCAGAACAGGGCAACGUUCUUUUCACCAGCGCGUACGACGGCUGGGGAUUCAGCAUAAAGGAGUUUGCCAAGAUCUACGCGAAGAAAUUGGGAUUCAGCGAGAAGGUCUUAUGUAAGACACUGUGGGGAGAUUUUUAUAUAAAUAACAAAACGAAAAGGAUCAUGAAGGGAGCCCAGGAGAAGGCGAAGAAACCGCUUUUCGUGCAACUCAUUUUAGACAAUAUCUGGGUGCUGUACGACACGCUGGUGAUACGAAAGGACAAGAGCAAAUUGUCGCACAUGGCGGAGAAGCUGGAUGUCAAGCUGACCACGCGGGACUUGAGGCACACGGAUCCGAAGGCGCAACUGCAGGCCAUCUGCUCGCAGUGGCUGCCUCUGGCGCGAGCCUGCAUCGACAUGGUGUGCGAGCAAGUGCCGGCGCCCCACAAUCUAAGCAGCGAGAAGAUUGAGCGACUGCUAAGCGGUAACAACGACUUUCGCACUCUUCCUCAUCUGACGCAGCAGCUCAAGUCGACGUUCUUGGCGUGCGACUCGUCGCCGAAAGCACCCACCAUUAUAUUCGUGUCGAAGAUGUUCCCCGUGGACAUGGACAUGUUGCCUGAGAACAAGCCAAAGCCCUUGACAGCAGAAGAGCUGGCGCACAGGAAGGAAAUUGCACGGCAGAAGCACGCGGAGAAAAUGCUGCAGGGCUUCGCGACGAAUGAGCUGGAGAGCGCACAGGAGACCACCACGAACAACAACGACGUGAAGCACGAAGAUCUCGCCGACGAGAAGCCGGACAAUGUACUGAUGGCUUUCGCCAGGGUAUAUUCGGGAACGAUCAAGGUCGGAGAUGAAGUCUUUGUCUUAGGACCGAAGCACAACCCUGCGGUCGCUCUGGAGCGCGAGAAAGCGGGCGAACAGGUGGAUCCAUCUCUGGUACUGAGGGACUUGAAACCCGGCAGUCACAUCACAAAGGUCACUAUAGACAGAUUAUACCUUCUCAUGGGGAGGGAGCUCCUUGCAGUGGAUCAAGUGCCGGCGGGCAAUGUCUUCGGGAUCGGCGGCUUAGAGGAGCACGUACUGAAGACUGCGACUCUUUCCACGACGAUCGCAUGUCCCUCGUUCACGGAAUUAACUUCCCUCGCUGUUCCCAUCCUGAGGGUGGCUCUGGAACCGAAACAGCCCAAGGACUUGCCGAAGCUCAUCAACGGCCUGAAACUGCUAAACCAGGCGGACGCCUGCGCCGUCGUUCACAUCCAGGAGACCGGCGAGGUAGUCCUGAGUACCGCCGGUGAGGUUCAUCUGGAGAAGUGUCUGGAGGAUCUCAACAUGCGAUACGCGAAAAUCGACGUUAACGUGUCGGAGCCGAUCGUGCCUCUCCGCGAGACCAUCGUGCCGCCACCGAAGCUCGACAUGGUGAACGAGGCGAUCGAGUGGAAGACUGAGGAGGUCAGCCUGGAGAGUUGGACGUCGAAUAGGCAGUGUUAUUUUGAGAUAGACGCGAGGCCGCUUCCGGACAACAUCACAAAGCUGCUGGAGAAAAACGCGGCUUUGAUCAAGUUGUCAGACAGCCACUGCAACAAGCACGCGAAGGAAAACGGCGUACACAAGGCUCUGCCCACCGAGAAUCAGUUCAACGAAGCGUCCAUGUCCGAUAAGCAGCAGAAGGAGAUGACGGUGUUCAAGAACGAAUUGGAGGCAGCCUUCUUCGAGGCGGGAUGGAAGGACGAAUUCGAUCAAAUCUGGUCGUUCGGCCCUCGCAAGUGCGGGCCUAACAUCCUGUUGAACGCGACCGAUUACAAGCAGAAGAAGUUUUGGGACCAACAAGUAGUGAAUACUGAUCUCCGAGCGAUAUACGACAAUAGCGUUAUCAAUGGAUUUCAACUCGCUACACUGGCUGGUCCUUUAUGUGAGGAGUCUAUGAUGGGUGUGUGCUUUAUUGUAAAGAAGUGGAAAAUUUGUAAUGAUUUUGGGGAUUACGGUGUUCAGAGCCGAGGACAAUUGAGCGGCCAAAUAAUGUCAACAUUUAAGGAAGCGUGUAGACGGAUCUUCAGUCUGCGACGUCCACGAUUGGUGACGCCGAUGUACAGCUGCAACGUUUUAGUCAACUCCGACGUGCUCGGUAAAUUGUACGCGGUGUUUGGCAAGAGGCAAGGCCGCGUCAUCUCCGCGGACAGUGCUCAUGGCUUCGGCGGGCAUUUCAGAGUGUUGGCCGUCUUACCUGUCCAGGAGAGUUUCCAUCUUGCGAGAGAACUGCGGACGCAAACGUCUGGAUUGGCCAGCCCGCAACUAGUUUUUAGUCAUUGGGAGAUAAUCGAGCAGGAUCCUUACUGGGUACCAUCUACGGAAGAGGAAUAUCUUCAUUUCGGUGAGAAGGCAGACUGCGCUAAUCGAGCGAAGAGUUACAUGGACGCGGUUCGUCGAAGGAAAGGCCUUCCCGUGGAUUCUCAACUGGUCACACAUGCCGAAAAGCAACGUACACUUUCCAAAAAUAAGUGAUGCGAAGUUCUUCCGCGCUCGAGCAUGCCUAUGAAAUUCUUUAUUUCCGACUACGAAAUAAAUACGAAAAUGGAUCAGAUUUUCACCUUCGCCAGCGUCGUUAUUAUAAUUAACGCUUGCGGACACCGGUUCUCAGGUGUUUAUUUCUAAUUGGCAAUAAAUUGCGUUUCGCCGUGCAAUGCAAGACUUGCGUUCACAUAUGUACAUAUUUUAUUUCAUCUCGCUUUCCGUUGAGCAAUGUUUGACUAAACACUUUCAUUGCUCACAAGUAAACCUACCCAAGUGUUACGCUCCGAUGAGCUUUUAACAUGCUGUAGUCUAGGUCUAUAAGAAUAAGAGACACAUUUUUUUAUACGUGCCGAUAAGAGGGUGAAACACUCUCUUGAAAAAAAUCGAUUUUAAUAUUUCUGAGCGAGUAUUAUCGGAACGGUAAAUAAUACAAAAAAAAGUUUCAAAUAAAAGUUUUAUGGAUUUUCAUGAGCUUUAUAACAAUAUACUUAGAUUUUAUAAAAUUAAGGAGGGAAAAGGGAUUUCGAACAAAAUGAUAUUUUCGAAAAAUCUGAAUGCAUUGUUAAAAUCCAUAAAACUUUUAUUUGAAACUUCUUUUUGUAUUAUUUACCGUUCCGAUAAUAUUCGCCAGAAAUAUUAAAACCGAUUUUAAAAUUUCAUGUAUAAAACAAUAUGUGUUUCUUAUUUAGACUUAAACUACAGCAUGUUAAAAGCUUGUCAAAAUCGGAGUGUAACAUUUGGGUAGGUUUACUUGUCAGUUACAUAUACACAUCGCAAUGUAAUAUAUAUUCGUAUAACGCAUCGUGUACGUAAAACAGGGUAGUUUUGAGCGUCGAUCGACUUGCGAACAAAACCAGUUCGCUAUGCGCGCGUUUGCGGUUUAUGAUUCGAUCCGAGAGCGUCUAAUCUAGAACGCUGCGCGCAAAUCGAAGGGAUUCGAAUUAGAUGCACGAGGAACGCGCGUCUUCAAUUACGUAUGCGAACCUUGACCAUUGCUCACACGUCCGUACGUUCGUAAGUCGCGCUGACGCCUGUAUAUAGGAACGGAGAUAUAACGACUGAAUGAUAUUUUAUUUCCGAUAAGAUUAAGAUCUAGGAAAUCGAAGAGAAAAUACACCAUAAUAUUAUUGCAACAGUCGUGUACAUACUAUGUACAAUAAAUAUACGCGUAAUACUUUGAGAUAAA